AUGGCGGGUCCUAGCGAUGUUUUUGCUGACUCCAGAGUUGCCUCCGACUUGGGCGCAUCAUCGGACGAUGAUGAUUUCGUCUCGAGCGCCAGUACCGCAUCUGCGGGGUCGGACACGCGGCCACUUGGGAAGGACCGAGAGGCCACUGUGGUGUUGUUGAAUAACCACCAGCCGACCGCUUUGUCGACGGAAUCGCCAUCAGAUGGAGCGGGUCAGGAUAAUGGGAAUGAAUGCGUGGUGACUCCAGGGGUGAAGGAGGAGGUCCGUACGCCUGUGGAGAUCCAACACUUGUCCACCCCGCCCAAACGACCACUGCAUCUGCUGGAUCUACCGAUGGACAUCUUGCAGGUGAUUAUGAAGGAGGUCACCCAUACGAACGAUUUGACGUCGCUGGCGCUCUCGUGCUCUACGCUCCAUUCUCUCGCCGUCCCUCAGAUGUACUCUCGAUUCGAUAUAGUAUGGCCCGACACCUUGUCAUCCUCCGAUCAUCCUGCUGGGGUUGACGCCCUGUCUUAUGGUCUCGCAACGCUAGUCAUGGGGGAGGACGUUUUUCCUGAACUGCCUGCUGGACGCCGCCCAACGGAUACCGCUACCCCGCAUGAUCGACCGCCAGCGUCACAGGAGCCCCACGGCCCCCGGAAGAUACGCCGCGGAAACCACUAUGCUCAGUAUACACGCAAGUUUUCGGUGGGAAAUGGCCCUCUACUCUGGGUUCAGGAAUACUCGGUGACUAAGGAGACGGGCAAGAUGCUGGGCACGCUGGUCGCUUUGGCGGUCGCACGGAUGGUCAACUUGGAGACGUUCAUCUGGGAUAUGCCGACCGGGGUUCUGAGAGACGUGUGGAUCGCGCUGUCAUCACUAGCGGAUCGUCCAGGACACGACUGCCGCUUGGAACGGGUUUGGGUCCGGUGGCAUGAUAAUUCUGAAAAUUCAAUGCGCUCUGCACAAGACGUGGCCACCACUUCGUCCUUGACUCUGCCCGCCAUCCAAGUGCCGACCAACCCUCCGGCAUCCGGUACCCCUCUGCAGCAGAAAUACGGGCAUGUAGAAUACCCGACCCUCUCCAUCCUGCCCCCCAUGCGGAGCUUGAGUGUGCUGGACAUAGACGAGCCCUCGUAUCUGGAGGAAACAGCCGUUCUCAUCGAGCGCUCAGUAGGAAAACUGAGGGAACUUCGCAUUGGCAUCUCUCCCAAGGUCUACCAGGCGGAGUGGUUGAAGGCCCCCGCGGUCUGGUCAUCGAACUCACCUCCCAACCAGGGUCCAGUACCAGGUUGGCCCAAGAAUGGUGGUGUUCUGGGUCUCUUGUUUGGAGUGUCCAGUGACCCCUUGGGCGAUGAUCCGACGAGCGGAUCAGCUAAGAAGCAAGACCCUGAUGUCGCUGAUACUCAUGGGCUUAACGCGGCAAUUCCACCGGUCGAAACUUCCAACGUCGCACCCGAGAUUCCGUCCUCCCAGCCCGUGAACAUUGCAUCAACGGAGCAAGAUCCUCAUAAUACUGGCAUACCCAAUCAAGGCGAAACCUCCUCGCCACUGGCACAACUAUCUCCAGCUGAAACCCCAGCUCCGACAGUCCCACCAGAGGGCUCCAAGCGAUCAACCAAAUCAACCAGGUCCAAAAAACGAAGGGAUGAUAUCGUGCCUCGAUUGAACCUGGAGACUCUAGAACUGGAGCGUGUCCCUUUAUCAGUCUUAGCGAUGCAGCAUGCUCUUGAUUGGACCAGGAUCACGACGCUCACGAUUCUCCGCUGCGAGGGUCAUGAAAAGCUUUGGAGGGCCCUGCGUCGCGAGUUCACUCCGUCACCCACGCCACAAUCGUCCAGAUCACGAAGAAAGUCCGCUCCUGGUCAUUCCACCUUACUGUACGACUUUCCGCUGAAGAUCAAGCACAUACACACGGACUCCGUCUCGCCGUAUCUCUUGCUGUUCAUCAAGGACGCCCUUGCACCGAACAGUCUCGAGACUCUCCUCCUGCACGAGGCGCCCAUGUACGACUCGAUCGUCGGUAUCGACGCCAUCUACAAAAAUGUGGUUCGCAACCAUCGUUUGAGUCUCCGCAAGGUAUUAAUCGACAGCACCGAACUAUCGCCCGACGGAGGUGAGCUAGCCACCAGCCGCUGGCGGAAAUGGAUGUUCACCCGAGAGAUGGUCUCUUUCUUCACGAGUGGGCGCAUGCCCCGAUUACGCGAGCUGUCCAUGACCAUCCACUCCAAAGACUGGCACUACUUCCUCCAAAGACUGCCCAACAUCCCCUACCUUCGUGCUCUCCACAUCGCACACAUCGCACACCCCAUCCACCGCGACCCCAAAGAACUCGCCAUGCAAAUCCUAGACAUAGUAACUAUCCGCCCGGAAGUAGGAAUCAGCUACGUAGGCAUGCAAAGCAAGUGCUACGAGAUCCUUGAAGGCAAACGCGGCGAUAAAGACGACGACCUCGACGACCUAGACACCCACAGCGAGGGCUUCGUCCCCGGCGGAGACGACUGGGCUGGCUCAGACAGUAUGGACGAUGACUCCGACGACUCCGACGCCGCUGCCGCCGUCAGCGCCGCGGACUCGCACUCUGAGGCGUCCUCUGAUGACCGGGGCUCAUCUGAUGGUGAUGAUGUGGAGUUUGGAGGUGGGAUAUCAAGGGUUGCGUUCCGGUUGAGGGAGAUUCUGUUUUAUGAUGAUAAGAUUUCGAUCUUCAAAGCGAGGCAUGGGAGUUUGUGA
Messenger RNA from Aspergillus candidus, 2709 nucleotides. RefSeq lists its product as uncharacterized. The record is from RefSeq and is a predicted model, not a curated record. The transcript has 3 exons. Lineage: Eukaryota; Fungi; Ascomycota; Eurotiomycetes; Eurotiales; Aspergillaceae. Bases 1 to 2709 code for a protein of 902 amino acids.